Messenger RNA from Hibiscus syriacus, 588 nucleotides. Its product is annotated as histidine-containing phosphotransfer protein 4-like. The transcript has 6 exons. NCBI's taxonomy places the organism in Eukaryota, Viridiplantae, Streptophyta, Magnoliopsida, Malvales, Malvaceae. The record is from RefSeq and is a predicted model, not a curated record. The coding region runs from base 120 to 560 and encodes 146 amino acids. Gene Ontology annotation, molecular function: protein histidine kinase binding; histidine phosphotransfer kinase activity. Gene Ontology annotation, cellular component: nucleus; cytoplasm. Gene Ontology annotation, biological process: phosphorelay signal transduction system; phosphorylation; cytokinin-activated signaling pathway.
UUUCUUUACAAAAAGGGAGUAGCAAUAUACUAUAAAUACCAAGGCAUGGACAUGGCCUUGAGCUACCAAUCAUUGGCAUAUCAGAUAUUUUCCCCCUAUUGUGUUUACAAAGAAAAAACAUGAAUAGGAAUCGCUUGCAACACCAAGUUGCCUGCAUGAGGAAGUCCCUCUUUGAUCAGGGUUAUCUAGACGAGCCAUUCAUCCAGCUGGAGGAGUUACAAGAUGAUGCCAACCCCAAUUUUGUACAAGAAAUUGUCACACUAUUUUACACUGAUUCGGCAAGGUUAAUUCAGAACAUCGAACAUGCACUGAACAGUAGGCCUAUUGACUUUAAUAAACUGGAUGAUUACAUGCACCAAUUCAAGGGAAGCAGCUCUAGCAUUGGAGCUAAAAAGGUAACGAAUGAAUGCACUGUUUUCAGAGAAUACUGCAGUGCAGAAAAUGCUGAAGGCUGCAUUAGGAGUUUUCAACAAGUGAAGCAAGAGUACGCAAUCUUAAGGAGGAAGCUGGAAGUUUAUCUUCAGAUGGUGGGACAAGCUGCAGUUUCUCAAACGGCAUGAGUUGCAUGCCCUGUCAAUGCAGAUAAAC